This is a messenger RNA of Xiphophorus couchianus (Monterrey platyfish), 835 nucleotides long. RefSeq names its product twist-related protein 2-like. The coding region runs from base 257 to 829 and encodes 190 amino acids. NCBI's taxonomy places the organism in Eukaryota, Metazoa, Chordata, Actinopteri, Cyprinodontiformes, Poeciliidae. The record is from RefSeq and is a predicted model, not a curated record. Gene Ontology annotation, biological process: developmental process; regulation of transcription by RNA polymerase II. Gene Ontology annotation, molecular function: DNA-binding transcription factor activity, RNA polymerase II-specific; RNA polymerase II transcription regulatory region sequence-specific DNA binding; protein dimerization activity. The transcript has a single exon.
GCGGAGGUGGACCUGCCUGUCAGAGGACUUGUUGUUGCUCUGUCUGGUCGGCAAAAGGAGGGAAUGUAAAAGUGUGACAUUUAACAAGGUAAAGCAGGACGCAGGACAGCCGGGGGGGGGGACCCAGUCUGAUGGAACUUCAGCAACUGUGAUUUUGUUGGACGAAGGAGAACAGCGUGACCUGUUGAGAGUAUCAGCAGACCGUGAAAACGAGCCAUACCUAAACCGCUCGGCGAAGCGGAGGUUGGACACUGCAAUGAGAGAAGAGGUGUCCUGCACCAACUCCCCUGAAGGAGGGCUGGGGGCCAGUGAAGAGGAGCUGGAGAGGGCAUCGAAGAAGACCCUCCAACAGGCAAACCGAAAGCGCUCCCCCUACCCAAAGAAGGACAGCCUCAGUCAGACGGAGGAGAGCAGCACCGGCAGCACCAACAGCCUCCUGCCGUCCGGGCCGAAGAGGCUCAAGAAGAGCCCCUCAACCAUCGUGUCGUUGGCGCCCACGUCUCUGGGGCCGAGGCCAGAGCCGCCCUUUGAGGAGCUCCACUCUCAGAGGGUAAUCGCCAACGUGCGAGAGCGCCAACGCACCCAAUCCCUGAACGAUGCCUUUGCCUCCCUACGCAAGAUCAUCCCGACGCUACCCUCAGACAAGCUGAGCAAGAUCCAGAUCCUGAAGCUGGCCUCACGCUACAUCGACUUCCUGUACCAGGUGCUGCAGAGCGACGAGAUGGACGCCAAGCUGGCCAGCUGCAACUACCUGGCCCACGAGAGACUCAGCUACGCCUUCUCCGUUUGGAGGAUGGAGGGGGCCUGGGCCAUGUCCACCAGCCACUAGGACCCC